UACAGAUCCAGGGGAGCCUUCUGAAUUUUAGGAAAAUGAUCCAGAUUACGACAGGAAAGAAAGCAGAAACAAGCUAUGCUUUUUAUGGUUGCUACUGUGGCAUGGGUGGCAGAGGAUCUCCCAAGGAUGCAACAGAUCGGUGCUGCUUUGCUCAUGACUGUUGCUACAGGCGUCUGAAAAAAAGUGGAUGUGGCACAAAAUUACUGAGCUAUGAAUUCACCUCCACAAGGGGCAAAAUCACCUGUGCUGCAAAGCAGGACUCCUGUAAGAAACAGCUGUGCCAGUGUGAUAAAGUUGCCGCUGAAUGUUUUGCCCAGAACCUGAAAAGCUACAAUAAGAAGUAUCAGUUAUACUCCAACAUAUUGUGCAAAGGAAAGCCACCCAAGUGCUGAGAGAGC
Messenger RNA from Acomys russatus (golden spiny mouse), 398 nucleotides. RefSeq names its product phospholipase A2, membrane associated-like. The record is from RefSeq and is a predicted model, not a curated record. Gene Ontology annotation, biological process: negative regulation of T cell proliferation; phospholipid metabolic process; lipid catabolic process. The transcript has 3 exons. Bases 36 to 392 code for a protein of 118 amino acids. Gene Ontology annotation, molecular function: phospholipid binding; calcium ion binding. Lineage: Eukaryota; Metazoa; Chordata; Mammalia; Rodentia; Muridae.